Pedinophyceae sp. YPF-701 is the source of this 2112-nucleotide messenger RNA. NCBI's taxonomy places the organism in Eukaryota, Viridiplantae, Chlorophyta, Pedinophyceae. The record is from the annotation of a GenBank genome assembly.
AUGACGGGCGUACGCGAGUCCGUCGAGCUCAUGCGGAGCCAGGGCCCCAAGCACGACGAGCCCCUGGCCGACAUUCUCGACAAGCUGCGGGCGGACCAGGCUCCGGGCUCCAUCGAGCAGAUAUGCCGCUCGCAGGAGGCGCGCUGCCUGAAGCUGAAGGGGCAGCUCAACAAGGCGAUUGCGCGGCGGAAGGCCAAGGUGGAGCACCUGAAGAAGGUCCGGGCGCAGCUGGGCCUCCUGGACAAGGAGACGCUCGACGAGAGCGAGGUCGCGAGCCGGCUCGCGGAGCCCUCCAGCUCGUUCAUCGGCGGGGCCAUGGACUCGGAGCUCGACCUGGACAUGUCCUUCGGCGCCUCCAAGAUGGACCUGCAGCCGUCCACCCUCGGCGGCGCCUCGGCCAUUUCCGCGACGAACGUGUCGUACGAGACCCAGAAGGCGCGCAUCCAGAACAGCAUCGAGAUGCAGCUCUUCAAGGCGAUGGAGGAGGAGCGGCUCGGCAAGUCCUACAAGCAAAUCCACAGGCGUCUGAAGGACGAGCUCACGAUCCUGAAGAAGAGCGCGGACGACAUCAAGACCGCGGUGGAGGACUACCAGGACGCGAUGGAGCAGGAGCGCCUCCGGCUGCGCAGCGCCAACCAGUCGCGGCGCGAGGCGGUCAACCUGUGGAAGGAGGUCAACCGCGUCAAGGAGGAGAGCGCGAAGCUCUGGCAGCACAAGAUGUCCGCGAGGGAGCGCGUCGCAGAGAAGGUCAUCAAGGAGCGCACGGAGCUGGAGAACCGCGCGAUGGAGCGCGAGAAGGCCCGGCGGCGCGCGCAGAUCCAGCAGAAGCGCACGCAGACGGGGAAGCACUCGCAGGCGGCGCACGCGGAGCAGGCGCAGCGCGGCGCGGCGGCGGAGUCGGAGGGCGCGCUGGAGCCCGGGGACCCGGUGGCGGAGCUGGCGGCGCAGGGCGACAAGCUGGACCCCAAGGUGAAGGCGUCGGUGGAGGUGUAUGAGAAGAUGCAGCACCUGAUGCGGGGGAUGAAGGUCGCGGACGAGGGGCCGGACUCGCUGUACAACAAGAUGACCGACAUGCAGGACAAGGGCGCGACGGCGAAGGAGCAGGCCGCGGCGCUGGAGGCGACGCUGAACGACCGCAACGAGGUGCUGCGGGGCCUGACCAAGGAGCGCGACGCGCUGCGCCUGGAGGCCGCGGGCGGGGACGUCAAGGGGCUGGAGGAGCUCAAGCAGCGCGAGGACGAGGUCGCGCAGGCGAGCGCGAGCGCGGCGCGCGUGCAGCGGCAGAUGAGCCGGCUGGAGGCCACCCUGGCGCAGGUGCUGCUGGGGAUCCGGCUGCUGGGCGGGCGCGUGGACCAGGUGCUGCCGGAGGUCAUGCGGGACUACGUGGACCAGAAGGACUUCAAGCCGGACCUCGGGACGGUCGACGAGAACAGCGACCGCCCGGGCAGCAAGGGCGUGGACGGCGACGACACGCGCCUGGCCGAGGAGGUCUCCACGGCGUGGAAGCGCCUGCAGGAGCGCAUCGAGAUGGUCAUCGCGGCCGAGUGGCCCAAGGCCAAGCCGUCGGACCUCCCCGCGGAGAUCAACGCGGACCUCGCCAAGUCGGCGUCGCGACAGCGGCUCAUGUCCGGGGCGUCGCGGCAGCACCUCGAGAGCGAGCCCUCGGAGGCGCAGAGCGGGAAGGGCUCGCCGCUGCCGGGCAAGGAGGCCUCGAAGGCGUCGCUCACGCGCGGCGAGGAGGAGCGCAAGAGCCUGCGCGUGAUGCGGGCCAACCGCUCGAUGUCGUCGGCGAGCCUGAAGAAGCGCCUGGGCAUCCCCGGGCAGCACCCGUCGGACCCGAACAACAAGGUGAUCCUGCGGACGCGGUCGAAGCUGCGCUCGGUGCAGCAGGAGGGCAUGAAGCACAACAUCCGCAUCAAGCUCGAGGGGGAGUCGGACGAGUCCUCCGAGGAGGAGCACGAGCACACCGAGGUGAACCCGCUCGCGAGCCUGCUGCACCACCGCCGGCACAACAAGGACGACGACGUCCUCGACCGCCAGACGCUCAAGGCCAAGUCCAAGGCGCUGGCGGAGAAGCACGCGCCCAAGCACAAGGACUCCAGCGCGGCGUGA